This is a messenger RNA of Mesorhabditis belari, 750 nucleotides long. The record is from the annotation of a GenBank genome assembly. Lineage: Eukaryota; Metazoa; Nematoda; Chromadorea; Rhabditida; Rhabditidae.
AUGAGCUCUAUCGGGACCGGAUAUGAUCUUGCUGCGUCAACUUUUUCGCCAGAUGGGCGUAUAUUUCAGAUUGAGUAUGCUCAAAAGGCUGUCGAUAACAGUGAGACGAUGAUUGCUCUGCGCGGAAAAAAUGGAGUUGUUUGUGCUGUUGAAAAGGCGAUCCCAUCAAAGCUGUAUCAAGAGAAUUCAAAGCCGCGUAUGAUGACUGCUGCUGAGCAUUUGGGACUUGGAUUGGCAGGAGUGUAUCCUGAUUGCCGAGCCAUUAGAGACUAUGCUGUGGAAGAGGGACUCAAGUAUCUUCGAGAUUAUCGGUGCCCAAUUCCCGAUAAAAAACUGGCUGCAACUCUUGCGGAAUAUGUUCAUAUGUUCACACUGGGCAUUAGCCGUCCUUUUGGUUGUUCGGUUUUUGUUAAUUCUUGGGAUAAGAAGGAUGGAGGCAAGAUUUUCUUGAUUGAACCAAGUGGUUUAUCAUACGAAUACCGAGCGUGGGCUGUUGGGAAAAAUCGUCAGGCUGCAAAGGCGGAAAUCGAGAAGUUGAAGUUGGAUGAACUGGAAAUGGACCAGCUUGUUAAGGAAGCGGUGCGGAUCAUCAUGGCCAUUCGUGAUGAAGGAAAAGACAAGAAUGUCACAAUCGAAAUGAGCUGGGUCGGAGAGAAUACUAAAGGAAAUGCCGAGCUUGUUCCAAACGCCACGAUUGAUGCGGCUGAAGAAUGGGCUCGCCGGGCCCUUGACGAGGACGAUCUCGAUGAC